AUGGCUAUUGAAGUUCUUCCCUUGCCUUUGCCUCCCUCUGCAGAUGCCUCAAAAUUCAAGGAAUUUGGCCGUGAGGUGAAAGGUGUUGAUGUAGGAAAUCUUACGCCUGAACAAUUCAAAGAGAUCGAAGAAUUGCUCUACAAGGUUGGUGGCCUGGGGUACAACGCUCUCCUGUUUCGCAACACUAGCCUCUCCCCCGAACAGCAAUACCGACUAACUAAGGCGUUUGAUCCUACCUCGGAAAGCUACGGCCAUGGGAACAACAAGACGGGCAAUACGAAAAAGUCUGUGUUACAUCCGGAUCUUAAGACCAUCCCUCGUGUCCCUCAGGUGCAGCUUAUCGGAAAUGGAACCGUGUAUGAUCAUGAGGGACUCGCCGAGGCGAAAUUGAAGCAUCCUCACCACCGUACCUUCCACAAAACCGCUAUCCCGGACGAAGAAGAUCUCAAAUACACACGUUUCUACCGGUGGCACAUUGAUGCAGCUCUCUACGACCUUUCCCCACCAAAGGUCACUACGCUGUAUGCCAUCAACGUUCCAGCUGGUGAACACCAAACGUGUCGCUACGAUGAUGGCACUGGUGACGAGCUUUCUGUACCAUUGGGGACCACCGCUUUUGUUUCGGGGGCUACAAUGUUUGACAUCUUGCCUUCUCAUCUCAAAUCACUUGCUGUUCGCUCAAAAGUGAGGUACGCUCCCCAUCCUUAUGUGUGGAUGGCGCCUGCGCACGCGAUGCCCACUGGACUCGGAAUUGAGAGCGAAGGAUUGGAGCUACCGUUGAAUGAACUGCCUCCUUGGGAGAAGGAGAAGAUCAAGGUUUUCCCAGUGCUCUGGAAGAAUCCUGUCACUGGAGGGCUUCACUUCCAGGUCCACCCCUGCGGUGUAGCCGCCCUUAUCGUGGAUCCACUCCCGGAAGGAGCCGCUCGUGAAGGAGCACUCUAUCCCGAUGGUGCGGAACUUACCGACCUGAGGCAGGUUCGGGAGUUACUCUAUAGUAUGCAACGGCCUGCGAUCGCUCCUUCGCUCGUGUAUCCCCAUGAUUGGAGCGAGAAAGAUUUGGUUAUUUUCCACAAUCGUGGAGUUCUACACUCAGUAGUCGGAGCAUUUGCACCUGAUCAAGUUCGAGCAUUCCAUCAGUGCAAUCUGGCUGCAUCUGAGGACCCUAUCGGCCCCAGCGCCGAAGACGUGAAGAAAUCAAAAAAUUUUCUUCAAGGAAAUGCUGUGAGGUUUGCCCGGUUCAUCCACUCGACCUCGAAUGUGCCAAAUCAAUCGGACAAGCCUCGCCGAGCACCUCGCGCAUUGGACCUUGACGGUAUUUCGCUGGACCGAAUCACAAGUCCAGGAGGCAGAAGCAAAAAUUUUAAUCCUACGUUCAAGGACAUGGGAAGAACAGGAGAUCAUGUCGAUCAGCUCUUGUCCACUCGUCUGCACCGACGCCUCCCCGAAUCACAGCGCCAGCCUCAUGUCCAGAUGAGCGAACUCCGUCCAAUUCGUCUUAAACAAAAGGAAAGGAGUUCAAGUCCUCGAUCACCGACCAACAGACCAGGUCCCUUCCGCGGGAACAGAGCUAGGGUACCUCAAAAGACGAAUCGUUUACUUCGCCCCAAAGGCUCGACCGCUAGAAUGGAUCAAACCCAGCCUACGGAGCCCGAGGUGCCCUUAACUCCUGCAGAACUUCCGCCCAGGAGAUAUAGCCUUACCAGUCUAACCGUACUUACAACUCGGCCUCCAUCCCUAUCAACAAAGGGUGGAACUCACUCUGACCCCGUCCAACGUAUACGCGAGGCCAUCGGCGGGGACUAUUCUCAAUGGAUGCCAAAAGAAGAUGUCGGUGCAGCUGGGAAAGCAGAUGCUACAACUAUCGAGCGCGCACGUCUGGCUCUGGCAUUCAACCCGACAGUUCAGCCGGGGGACAGAAAGAAGUUGAUCGAUACUGCCCAAAUGCUGCUAAGCAAGGGACGCCCGUCUAACUCUGUGACACCUGCUUAG
Molecule: messenger RNA, 1989 nt
Organism: Rhizoctonia solani
Lineage: Eukaryota; Fungi; Basidiomycota; Agaricomycetes; Cantharellales; Ceratobasidiaceae
Product: alpha-ketoglutarate dependent xanthine dioxygenase
Exons: 9
Coding region: 1-1989 (662 amino acids)
Molecular function (GO): oxidoreductase activity
Source: RefSeq, a predicted model, not a curated record